AUGAAGGCUCUUGCUGUCUUGUCCUCGUUGCUGGCGCCAGCCGCGGCCGUGGCUAUUGACUCGGAACUCUCCUAUGAUGGCCACAGAGUCUUCCGUGUGCGCGUUGCCGACGACGGCUCCCACGUCCAGAGUGUCAUCGACAAGCUUCAACUCACUACCUGGCAGCCCCCUUCGCGAAAGGGCGCCUUUGCCGAUAUCCAAGUCGCGCCGAGGCAGCUCGAGGAAUUUCACAAGGCCAUGGAUGGCCAGGACGUCACUACAAUGCAUGAUGAUCUCGGAAAGUCCAUCAAGCGAGAAGGGACAUUUAUGACCUACGCUGCUGGAUCCGCCAACGAUACGUGGUUCACCUCGUAUCACAGCUACGACGACCACGUGCGGUGGUUGAACGACCUCGGCGCCAAGUUUUCCAAAAACGCCAAGACGGUAACCUCUGGAACCACGCUCGAGGGAAACCCAAUCACUGGUUUGCACAUCUUUGGAAGCUCAGGCGGCGGCAAGAAGCCUGCCGUCGUCUUUCACGGGACCGUGCAUGCGCGAGAGUGGAUUGCUUCCAUGGUUGUCGAGUACAUGACCAACGAGCUCAUCACCAAGUACGGCUCCGACAAGGACAUUACCGCGUUUGUGGACAAGUACGACUUUUACAUGUUCCCCAUUGUAAACGUCGAUGGUUUCAAAUAUACCCAAACGACCAACCGCAUGUGGCGCAAGAACCGCCAGACGACAAGGGGAAGCAAUUGCCUUGGGCACGACAUCAACCGCAACUGGCCGUACAAAUGGGACGGUCAAGGCGCUUCCACCAACCCCUGCGCCGAGGAUUUCAAAGGAGAGAGCGAGGGCGACGCGCCCGAGACCAAGGCUCUUUCUCAGUUCAUUCAGGGCGUCAAGGACGCUCAGGGACUCAAGCUGUACAUUGACUGGCACUCGUACUCGCAGCUCUUCCUGACACCAUACGGGUACUCUUGCGACGCCAAGGCACCCAAUGACGCCGAGAUCCAAUCGCUGGCCAGGGGAACCGUCGACGCCAUCUUCGCCGUGCACCAGGUCAGGUUCAACUCGGGCCCGAUUUGCCAGACGAUUUACCAGGCUAGCGGGAGCAGUAUCGACUUCGUGGCCGACGUUGUCAAGGGCGACUACUCGUUUGCUGCUGAGUUGCGGGACACGGGCAAGAAUGGAUUCGUGCUGCCGGCGGAACAAAUUGUCCCCAGUGGCGAGGAGGCGUUUGCCGGGGUCAAGUAUCUCCUCCAGAAUAUGAAGUAG
Messenger RNA from Metarhizium brunneum ARSEF 3297, 1257 nucleotides. RefSeq lists its product as uncharacterized. Gene Ontology annotation, molecular function: metallocarboxypeptidase activity; zinc ion binding. NCBI's taxonomy places the organism in Eukaryota, Fungi, Ascomycota, Sordariomycetes, Hypocreales, Clavicipitaceae. The record is from RefSeq and is a predicted model, not a curated record. Gene Ontology annotation, biological process: proteolysis.